Messenger RNA from Racocetra persica, 588 nucleotides. The record is from the annotation of a GenBank genome assembly. Lineage: Eukaryota; Fungi; Glomeromycota; Glomeromycetes; Diversisporales; Gigasporaceae.
UCAGAACAUAAUGAUGGUAAACCUUGUAAGGACUGCUGUAAACUCAACAGUCCAGGAUGGAAAAACAAUUGCCAUGCUUUGGAUAUUCAAAACAUGAGACCAAUAAAAAAUAUCACUACUGCAGAAAAGUGUUGUAAAGGAUGUCUCAAGGAUCCAUAUUGUAUUCAAUGGGGUUUUGGAAGAAAUUCUAUGAUUGAUUCGGUGGUUGGUUCUAAAGCUAAUGUUAUAUUAUGUCUCUUUUUUUAUAAUAAUAAUCAGACACCCGACAUCUGUACUUUGCCACCACAGCCCAAUUCAUCUCUAAGUUCAGAAAUCCAUGAGUGUGGGUUAUCUAAGAAAAUUAAAGAGGGAGAACAAAUAAGGCCUCCAUUAAAAGAUGCGAUCAUAAAUCUGCAAGAUGGGGAAUUCCUGACACAGGUUAAUAUUAUUGAGCAACAAGAGACUUACAAGGAUGUUGAUGCUGCUAAAGCCGCCGCUAUGAUGAGUGAAACGAAUAGUCUUGACUAUGAUGUUGAUGCAAGUAUGAAAGAAUAUUUGAAUGGUAUAGGAAAUCAGAAGGUCAAGAGUGCGAUAGGCGUUUCUAAAUGA